UCAGCUCUCAGUCGCUACGAACAAGGCAACAGUUGAGCAACGUGACGUGUUUUCUAAUCUUCGAGUGAAAUUCGCAUAUUUAAAUCGAAAAAACAAUCCAAAGUAAAUAAAUAAUGUGGAAGAGUUUUUCGUACGUUGUGAUGUUUGUCGGGCUGCUUGAACUGUCGCAGGCACAGCGGCCAUCCUUUGCGGGCGCGCGUCCACCCGGCGGACUCAGUCAGAAGGACAAGUAUCAUGCUGCCCAAAAUACGGUCGUGGAGAACAUAACUGGCGUGGACAUUGUCACACGAUUUGGCGAGGAUGCCGUCGCCCAGCAGACGCAGACAAUCAAUUUGGCCUACGGCGCCGCUCAGAGGCCUCCAAUGGGUGUGCCCCUGGUGCUGCCCAUAAGCAGCUAUGUGCCCGAUGUGGCAUCGAUACCGCCAGCACCAGCACCAACACCAACACGAGCACCAACACCAGCAGCCGUUGACUUUGCGAAUCGCUUUGGUGGUACAGACGGCCCCGUCAACACGCCCAUUGCGGGCAUCCCGAAUGCGCCCACGGCUCGUCCCAUUGCCAGUGCUGGUACCUUUGCCACGGCUCGUCCCAUUGCCAGUGCUGGUACCUUUGCCACGGCUCGUCCCAUUGCCAGUGUCGGCGUUAUAAGACCCGUGUCUAAUGCAUUGCCCAUCGAUGCGCAUGGCGAUCAGGAUUAUGUGAAUCAUCUAAGCCAACUGCCUGCGGACAACCAGCCAUUCUGGUUCCUCAACUAUCAGGCCAUUGAGGCGUUGAGAAACAGCUCGAGGCCAAAUGUUAGUGCACUUGAGAAUCGGGGAUCUUUCUUUGCUGGCUAAAAAACUGGCUUUCCAGCCGCAAAUAAAACAAUGCCAAUAGUAAAUUUAUUUAAGCUCGUUUCGCCUGUGCAAAGACAAUUUAAUUAUAAAAGCGUAUAAAGUAAAUAUACAAAUAUUUAUAUUGUCUUUUGUCUGUGUGGUGUGUACAUUAUACACUCUUACUCAACAAUAUUAUCUCGAAAAAAAACCGGAGGAAAUACCAAAACGUGAGGCAUGAUUUGUGUGUGUUUUUUUUUCAUGCUAGAAGAUAACGUUUACCCUUAGGUGCUUCAUUAAUUAUAAUAUAAUAUGCAAACGUAUUUAAAUACAUAUUUAUAAGAGAAUUAUACGAAUUAUUAUUGUAUGUUAAUUGUUAUACAAACUAAAACUCAGCAUACAUAUUAUUUAUAAAAACUAAACAAAAUAUACAGAAAUAAUUGAUGUUUGAAUUAUUUAUUUAUGGCUUGGCCAAAUUUUUGCCCUGGGAAGAGAUAUUUAUUAAAUUGUUGUCCAUUCUGUUACUACUUAGCAGGGCGAAUCUAAAUAAUGGAAAUCCUAUACACAAAAUAUAAUUAUUCUGUCAUAAUUAUUACCAAGUUCUGUUUACAUCCUCGAGCUUUACAUUUUCUACUACCUUUGAAGCUGUUAUCUAACUGGCUGCCAUAGUAAUGAAAGCAGCCUGUUAAAUGCUUCAGAAAGGCAAAACGUAAACAUAAAUAAGAAAACCACUCACAAAUAGCAAUUUAUAAGCAGGCAAAGCAUGAAAAAUGCAUUCAAAGAGCCAGAACAAAGGAAAAGCUAAGGAAAAGGAGCUCAGAAAUGUGGAAGGAACCAUCUAGCGGCAGGAAAAAUGCACAACAAAAACAACUCCAAUGCAAUGUUUGAAAAUGGAUCCGAACAAUGGAAAGUGCUGGCCAAGAGCAGCGGCUUGUUGAGCUUCUUGGGCGCUUCUUAAUGGCGAAUGAUUUGCAAAACAAAACAAAAAGAAAAAUGAGCGAAAAAACCUCGUCGCUGGAGCAAAAGUGUCAACCAGCCACUGAAAAGGGCACUGCAAAAGUAAGGAGUAGAGCACCGCUGUUGAAAUAAAACUUAAAUAUAUAUGCAGCUAGUUUAACGUGGUUUAAUAGAUACAACAAUAGAUUUAUA
Molecule: messenger RNA, 1961 nt
Organism: Drosophila montana
Lineage: Eukaryota; Metazoa; Arthropoda; Insecta; Diptera; Drosophilidae
Exons: 1
Coding region: 114-836 (240 amino acids)
Source: RefSeq, a predicted model, not a curated record